Messenger RNA from Neocloeon triangulifer, 1459 nucleotides. RefSeq names its product cationic trypsin-3-like. Bases 165 to 1376 code for a protein of 403 amino acids. The record is from RefSeq and is a predicted model, not a curated record. Gene Ontology annotation, biological process: proteolysis. The transcript has 7 exons. NCBI's taxonomy places the organism in Eukaryota, Metazoa, Arthropoda, Insecta, Ephemeroptera, Baetidae. Gene Ontology annotation, molecular function: serine-type endopeptidase activity.
AUAAAAACGGACGACCCGUCGUCACCUGUCGUUUAAUCCCUACUUAAAACGAGUUUUUUUUACACCACUGCUUCACGUGAGAGCUUUGGUUCAAAAAAUGCGUAACCUAAUUUGAAGAAAUAAAAUCACUCUCGCCCGCGCGCCUACAAUGCUAUGACUCAAUCAUGCGCCUCCAGCAUCUGCUCCUAAAAAUUUUUGUCAUCCACCUGCAGCUGUCGGUACAAACCUCAGCCAAAGAAGUUGAACUGGUCGAGAGUAUCUGUUCGAGCAAUCAAAAUCAGCAGCCGUCGCGGCGCCUCCGCUCAACAAGCGCUCGCCAACCCACGGCUACUGACAACCUGUUGUUCUUUCCGUGGUCCAACUGGUCACCCUGCAGCAGGUCAUGCACCUCAUCUAGAUUUAGACGGUGCAAGAAACAGGGUCGGUGCACGGCCGAAGUGGAAAAGGAAGAAGCGUUUUGUUUUGCAAAAGACAGUCUCUGCUUCAAGUGGAUUUUCGAGCAGGUGUGCCAGCAGGAGGAGUACGAAGGAGAGGCCACCGAUGAAAACUACCAAGAUUACUAUUCAGAGUACGAAGGAGAUUUCAACGAGGAGUACAUCGACUCUUUCGAGGAAAAUUUGGAAAUUGAGAAAAAUUACUGCGGCGUCUUCAAGCCAAAUAAUUCGGCUCUGACCAAGAUCAUUGGAGGUCGACCAUCCGAGCGAGGCCACUGGCCCUGGCAGGUCGCCGUCCUCAAUAAGCACAAACACGCCUUCUGUGGUGGAACCCUGAUCGCGAGGAAUUGGGUUCUGACGGCCGCCCAUUGCGUUCGGAAGACGCUCUUUGUUCGCAUCGGUGACCACAAGUUAAUCAAGUCCUCCGGCGACGUUGAAGUCAAGUAUUUAAAGGUGGUCGAGUCUUUGGUGCACCCAAAAUAUGACGUGGACACAGUUGAUAACGACAUUGCUCUGCUACGCCUCAGGGACACUGGCGGCACCUCCGCGCAACAGGUGGCCUGUCUACCUUCAGCAAACCAGCGGCCACCGAAGGACCGUCUGUGCACCAUCAUAGGCUGGGGCAAGAAACGGCCAACUGACUUUGAGGGCACUAAGAUCCUCCACCAGACUGAGGUGUUCGUGAUGCCGGAAGGGCGGUGCAGGCAGGUCUAUGAGAAUUAUCACAUCACAGAAAACAUGUUUUGCGCGGGACAUCCAAGUCAGGUGCGUGACUCUUGCGCUGGGGACUCUGGAGGGCCCCUGCUCUGCCAAGUGGGCGACCGGUGGACCGUCUUUGGGGUCACGAGCUUUGGAGAGGGCUGUGGCAGACGCGGAAAGUUUGGUGUCUACUCAAUGGUGCCCAACUAUGUUCACUGGAUUCAACAAACUAUCUCUCUGUAAUAUGUAAAUUGAAAGCUAGCGGAUACCUAUUAUUAUUCACAUUUGAAAUAAAUUAAACGACAUUUGGAAAAACUGAUUUUUCA